UAAUAUAAGCCGUUGAUCUCGAUGAACAGCCGCGUUAUACCCUCCCACGAAACCCUAGCCUCUACAACACACUCGGGGUCUGAUCUGAGUCCUCUCUCUUGCUCGUCAAGUGUUUGCCGGCGGUUCCAUCACAGCAAGAAGCUCUAAAAAUAAUUCAUGGGUAAGGUUCACGGAUCGCUGGCACGUGCCGGAAAGGUGAGGGGUCAGACUCCAAAGGUGGCCAAGCAGGACAAGAAGAAGAAGCCGCGAGGCCGCGCCCACAAGCGUAUGCAGUACAAUCGCCGCUUCGUCACCGCCGGGAACAAUUGGCUUCAUGAUGUUAAGGGAUUCCAGUUCUUUACAAGAAAACUUGCCAACAUGUGUCAACAACUCAAGGGCUUGUUCCUUAUCACUAAGCUGAGCCUCAUAAGAGAGGUUUUGCGUUUUACAUCCUCUACAAUAGGAAGCAUGCUCACAAGGGGCAUCAACAAAGUCCCAGCGAGGAGAUAUUGUCUUUAAUUUAGUCACCUGCACUUUUUACAAAAUUGAAACGGGAAAAUUUAUGUCACUGUAUAUUUCAAAAAACUGAAGAAAGAAACAUUGAAAGAAUGAGAGAGGGAAGGAAGGAUGGAUACACAUGAGGACAGAUUAAUGAAGGGUUCUAAGCA
Carya illinoinensis is the source of this 647-nucleotide messenger RNA. RefSeq names its product 40S ribosomal protein S30. The transcript is spliced from 3 exons. Bases 157 to 498 code for a protein of 113 amino acids. Gene Ontology annotation, cellular component: ribosome; cytosolic small ribosomal subunit. Lineage: Eukaryota; Viridiplantae; Streptophyta; Magnoliopsida; Fagales; Juglandaceae. Gene Ontology annotation, biological process: translation. The record is from RefSeq and is a predicted model, not a curated record. Gene Ontology annotation, molecular function: structural constituent of ribosome.